AUGGCCGCAGUCGCACCCUCGCUCUCCGGCCCCAGCGGCUUAGCGGCACAGCAGAGAGAGCAAGCCAACAAGCAGAAGCCCUUUGCCAUCUUCGACACGUCCGUGCUGUUUGAGACUCGUGGCUCCAGUUAUGGUUACGGCGCCGCCAAAACUUAA
Molecule: messenger RNA, 156 nt
Organism: Geosmithia morbida
Lineage: Eukaryota; Fungi; Ascomycota; Sordariomycetes; Hypocreales; Bionectriaceae
Exons: 2
Coding region: 1-156 (51 amino acids)
Source: RefSeq, a predicted model, not a curated record